Molecule: messenger RNA, 1080 nt
Organism: Micromonas commoda
Lineage: Eukaryota; Viridiplantae; Chlorophyta; Mamiellophyceae; Mamiellales; Mamiellaceae
Exons: 2
Coding region: 1-1080 (359 amino acids)
Source: RefSeq, a predicted model, not a curated record
AUGUUGAAGCCCGCGUACGAUGCGUUCUAUAGAUCCUUCCUCCAGCUGGUUGAGAGGAAUCUGGUGCCCGAUUUUUUGCUUCGCCGCGGCAUCAGGUUCCUCCUUCGCACCAAGUGCCUGUUCCACUUCAAGAACACUGAGGAUCGGCUCAAGCACGAGAUGGAGUUCGUGGAGGACCUCCGCCUCAGGCCCGUGGCGGAGCAGACCAAGGCGGCGAACGAGCAGCACUACGAGGUUCCCACGGAGUUUUACCUCGAAUGCCUCGGAAAGCACCUAAAAUACUCCUGCUGUCUGUACAGCAAGCCCGGGAUGACCCUCGAUGAGGCCGAGCGGGAGAUGCUGCAGUGCUACGGCCGAAGGAUGAAGAUCAUGAACAGGCAGAAUAUCCUGGAGCUCGGAUGCGGCUGGGGCUCCCUGUCGCUCUGGAUGGCCCAGAUGUACCCGCUUUCGAAGAUCACGAGCGUGUCGAACUCUACGACCCAGAAGGAGUUCAUCGACGCGCGUGCCAAGGAGCUCGGCUUGACGAACCUCACCAUCAUCACCGCGGACAUGGUCACGUUCGAGGCACCUGAGGCUGGCAACUACGAUCGCAUCGUCUCCAUCGAAAUGUUCGAGCACAUGAAGAACUACGACAAGCUGUUCGAGAGAUGCACCAGGUGGCUCAAAUCUGGCGGCCUGAUGUUUAUCCACAUCUUCGUUCACAAGGACACUCCGUACCACUUCGAGGAAGAGUCCGAGGACGACUGGAUGUCCAAGUAUUUUUUCACUGGCGGCACCAUGCCCAGCGACCGCCUCUUCUGUUUUUUCGCUAAGGGUCUGCAUCUCAAACAACAGUGGAGGGUGAAUGGCAACCACUACUACAAGACCUGCGAGCACUGGCUCCAGAACCUGGACCGCAGCUACAGGAAGGGCAAGGCUAAGGCGAUUCUUGAGAAGACAUACGGAAAGGAGCAGAGCGUCAAGUGGUACGUGUAUUGGCGGUUGUUCUUCCUCUCGUGCGCGGAGAUGUUCAACUACGACAACGGUGAGGGCAAAGGGAACGAAUGGUACAUCUCCCACUACCUCUUCGAGAAGCCUUGA